AUGUACUUUGUGGAGUCUGAGCUGCUGCACUGCCACUGCGAAGGUUUGCUGCAGGAGUUUGUUGCUGUUGCAGCAGGAAAAACAUUAGAAGAAAGAGUUUUGCUGCUGCUGGGGGCCCUUGAGGGGCCCCUGAGGGGCCUCAAGACCCUCGUGUUCUGCAACACUGCAGCAACUGCCAAGCGCGUCGCGGAGCUGCUGCAGCAAAAGCUGCAGCAGCAGCAGCAGCAGCAGCAGCAGCAGCGAGAAGUGCUUCUCUUCACUGCGCAGCUCGCUCCUCUCGCUCGCGCGAAGGUCCUCAAGAAGUUCUGCGACGCGUCGCCUUCAGCCGCGCCAGCAGCAGCAGCAGCAGCAGCAGCAGCAGCAGCACAAGCAGCAGCAGCAGCAGCCCCAGCAGCAGCACCACCAACAGAAGCACCAGCAUCCCGGUGA
Messenger RNA from Eimeria tenella, 429 nucleotides. RefSeq names its product RNA helicase, putative. Bases 1 to 429 code for a protein of 142 amino acids. The record is from RefSeq and is a predicted model, not a curated record. The transcript is spliced from 2 exons. NCBI's taxonomy places the organism in Eukaryota, Apicomplexa, Conoidasida, Eucoccidiorida, Eimeriidae.